GCCAUCUCAGCCUCUUGGUUUGCAAUUCUUGCAUCUUCUAUGAUAGAUGCUGCAUUUUCUGCAACAGCACAACAAGCUGUAAUAUUCACGGCUAAAGCAGUUGUAAUUGCAGCUGAUCUCGCGAUGGUAGCUGCAUUUUGCGCAGCUCCAGAGAAUUGUAGUGCAAUCAGGGCCAACUCCCCGCUUGCUCCCUCCGCAGCUUCUUGUGCUCUUUUUGCAGAAAUUUCAGAUGCCUCAGCUGCACUGUUUGCUGCGGCUGCUGCUGCAGCUGCACUUAUUUUCCCUUGUGAAAAUGAAGAUGCAGCAGUGGCUGCCUCGUUUGCAAGAAAUGAAGCAUCUUUUGCAGCUUCUUCUGUUUGUGUUGAUCCGCCUGAUAACGCAGCUGUUGCUGCUGCAGCUGAACUCGCCAAUGAUGCUGCUGCUGACGCAGCAGUUGUGGAUGCUGCCACAGCGGUCUCUGCUGAUCUUCGGAUUGCAACUUCUGCUAUUGGUUCAGUGACUGUGCUAUCACUUGAAAGGGUGCUGUCAAUGCUCAGGGUGCUGUCACUGGAAAUGGUGCUAUCGCUUGAAAGGGUGCUAUCACUGCUCAGCGUACUAUCACUGGAAAGGGUGCUAUCGCUUGAAAGGAUGCUGUCACUGCUCAGUGUGCUGUCGCUGGAAAGGGUGCUAUCGCUUGAGAGGGUGCUGUCACUGCUCAGUGUGCUAUCGCUCGAGAGGGUGCUGUCACUGCUCAGUGUGAUGUCGCUGGAAAGGGUGCUAUCGCUUGAGAGGGUGCUGUCACUGCUCAUUGUGCUGUCGCUGGAAAGGGUGCUAUCACUUGAAAGGGUGCUGUCACUGCUCAGUGUGCUGUCGCUGGAAAUGGUACUAUCGCUUGACAGGGUGCUGUCACUGCUCAGUGUGCUAUCGCUCGAGAGAGUGCUGCCACUACUCAGUGUGCUGUCACUGGAAAGCGUGCUAUCACUGCUCAGUGUGCCAUCGCUCGAGAGAGUGCUGUCACUGCUCAGUGUGCUGUCGCUGGAAAGGGUGCUAUCACUUGAGAGGGUGCUGCCAAUGCUCAGCGUACUUUCGCUGGAAAGGGUGCUAUAUCUUGAAAGGGUGCUAUCGCUUGAGAGGGUGCUGCCACUGCUCAGUGUGCUGUCGCUCGAGAGGGUGCUUUCACUGCUCAGUGUGAUGUCGCUGGAAAGGGUGCUAUCGCUUGAGAGGGUGCUGCCACUGCUCAGCGUACUAUCGGUGGAAAGGGUGCUAUCGCUCGAGAGGGUGCUGUCACUACUCAGUGUGAUGUCGCUGGAAAGGGUGCUAUCGCUCGAGAGGGUGUUGUCACUACUCAGUGUGAUGUCGCUGGAAAGGGUGCUAUCGCUUGAGAGGGUGCUGCCACUGCUCAGUGUGCUGUCGCUCGAGAGGGUGCUGUCACUGCUCAGUGUGAUGUCGCUGGAAAGGGUGCUAUCGCUUGAGAGGGUGCUGUCACUGCUCAGUGUGCUGUCGCUGGAAAUGGUGCUGUCACUGCUCAGUGUGCUGUCGCUGGAAAGAGUGCUGUCACUGCUCAGUGUGCUGUCGCUGGAAAGGGUUCUAUCGCUUAAGAGGGUGCUGCCAAUGCUCAGCGUACUUUCGCUGGAAAGUGUGCUAUCACUGCUCAGUGUGCUGUCGCUCGAGAGGGUGCUGUCACUGCUCAGCGUACUAUCGCUGGAAAGGGUGCUAUCGCUUGAGAGGGUGCUGCCACUGCUUAGAGUACUAUCGCUGGAGAGUGUACUGCCACUUGAAAUUGUGCUUUCACUGUUCAUUGUGAUAUCACUUGAGAGUGUGCUGGCACUGCUAACUGUGCCAUCACUGGAAAGAGUGCUGUCACUAGAAAGGGUGCUAUCGCUCGAGAGUGUGCUGUCGCUGCUAAGUGUGCUGUCACUGGAAAGGCUGCUAUCGCUUGAGAGAGUGGUGCCACUGCUCAGCGUCGUAUCGCUGGAAAGGGUGCUAUCACUUGAGAGGGUGCUGUCACUGCUCAGUGUGCUUUCGCUCGAGGGGGUGUUAUCACUCCCCUGUGUGCUGUCACUGGAAAGGGUGCUAUCGCUUGAGAGGGUGCUGCCACUACUUAGCGUGCUGUCACUGGAGAGUGUGCUGGUGCUUGAAAGGGUGCUAUCGCUCAAUAGUGUGCUGUCACUGCACGGCGGGCAAGGCUUCAUUUCAUAA
Messenger RNA from Hippocampus comes (tiger tail seahorse), 2178 nucleotides. RefSeq lists its product as uncharacterized. The coding region runs from base 40 to 2178 and encodes 712 amino acids. The record is from RefSeq and is a predicted model, not a curated record. Lineage: Eukaryota; Metazoa; Chordata; Actinopteri; Syngnathiformes; Syngnathidae. The transcript is spliced from 14 exons.